Molecule: messenger RNA, 873 nt
Organism: Penicillium mononematosum
Lineage: Eukaryota; Fungi; Ascomycota; Eurotiomycetes; Eurotiales; Aspergillaceae
Exons: 2
Coding region: 1-873 (290 amino acids)
Source: RefSeq, a predicted model, not a curated record
AUGCAACUUUCAAUACUUGCACUUUGCACCUUGCUAUGCCCUCGGGUGCUCGGUCACCCCUAUGUCUCUGAAACCACAUGCAUUUCAGCCACAAAGACAUCCGUUGAGAAUUUAUGGGUAGUCUCAGAGCCAACUGAGGUAUCCCAUAUCCAGGGGAAACGCGGAUAUGGCGAGAUCCUCCAGGCCAGAGACACUACUGCGACAACCGACUCUACUACAUCCACAGAUACCACAACCGAUACAACUACGUCGGAGACAUCUACUUCAAUAACGACAUCUACGAGCUCGACAUCUGAAACCUCUACUUCGACCUCCUCCACCUCUACAACUUCCACCUCUACAACCUCCACCACCAGCUCCACUACCAGCACUUCCUCAACGACAACCAGCAGCGCCUCGACGACGACAAGUACCACAACUGCAACUGCAACGAGCAGUUCUACGGCGGAGCUGGAUGAAUGGAACCGCAGGGGUAACAUAACAGCAAUUGUAUUUGGCUGCUGUAUGAUCUCGCUGUUUGUCGGAAUCAGUGUGAUUUACUGCGUGCGUGAUAGAGCAAGGGCACGACGAAUUGCAGCUAGGAAAGAGUUGGAGUCCAGUUCAUCGGACUCAAAGAUACCUCUUGUGGCCGCCAAAGAUAAGGCUAUCGCUGAUAUUGAGGUUAACCGCUCCUCUAUGAUGUUCACCAACCAGCCACAGACGGAAUACUUCCCAGCGCGAAGCAUCCCAUCAGUGUCGAACCAUCACAGCCACACCACAUCCGCGACGUCUCAGACCGCGACGUCUCAGACUACGACGUCUCAGACCACGACGUCUACUAGAGAUCACGCAUCACGAGCACACAUCAAUGAGCAGCAUACACCUUUGGUUUGA